Nomia melanderi (Alkali bee) is the source of this 1273-nucleotide messenger RNA. It is a transcript of the gene Tsp74F, whose product is annotated as Tetraspanin 74F. The record is from RefSeq and is a predicted model, not a curated record. Gene Ontology annotation, cellular component: plasma membrane. Lineage: Eukaryota; Metazoa; Arthropoda; Insecta; Hymenoptera; Halictidae.
GUUUUACCCAUUUCAGUUUCACUCAGAGCCCGGCCUGAAAUCGCGCGUGUCCACGCGGAGCCGAGCCACUCGCGCCCGCAGCCUCGUGUCCGAGAACCAUACUGUACAGAGCCGAACCGCGAUUUCCCGAGUCGCAGUGGUCCGCGAACAGUUUCCGCGAGAGCCGAUCCUGAGUUUCCCGCACGGCGCGUCGUCAACGUCGCGGCAACGAGUGCCGACAGUUCCGAGCCCGUGUCCCGCGGAACGGUGUCACGUUUCGUCGCCGCGCGAAACGAGUUUCCAUCGACGUACCCGGCUACGGCGGAACGAAAACCCGACAUACGGAACGAUAUCUUGAGAUAAAUCGAAAUGGGCUACGGGACCGAAAUGGACGGCUGCGGCCGGUGUAUGAAGUACUCCCUUUUCUUUAUUAACUUCGUCAUCUUUCUCGGCGGAGUGGCCAUAGUGGGUCUAGCAGUGUGGGCCCUACUGGAGAAGGUGUCAUGGAUCGGCGAACUGGUCGGCAACGAUCUGUUAACUGGCGCGAUCUACGUUCUGUUGGCCGGCGGCAUCAUCGUCGCGAUUAUCUCGUUCUUCGGGUGCAUCGGCGCGUCGCGGGAAGUCAAGUGCAUGCUUCUCACGUACUUCAUCAUCGUGUUCCUGCUGUUCGUGACGAUGCUAAUUGGCGGGGUCCUCGCGUACGUGUUCCGUGAGAAAUUGGUGAGCACGCUGCAGAGGGAAAUGUCGAGUUCGAUGAGAGUUUACGAUAGCCGCAAGACUGUCAGGGAUGCAUGGGACACGACGCAAUCCACGCUCCACUGCUGUGGCGUGAGUGGAUGGAGAGACUGGGGAAGUCUGGGCUUGAACGUGCCGCAGAGUUGCUGUCGCGAAAUCCAGCCUGGCCAGCGGUUCAACUGCAACGCUGGACCAGACUCGGUGAAUCUCUCGAAUGCCUAUCUCGAAGGUUGCACCAACAGAACGCAGGCUUACAUGCAGAAGCACGCGACAAUCAUGGGCGGCGCCGGUAUUGCAGUCGCGUGUCUGAUGUUCUUCGGCAUGAUAUUCUCGUGCGCGCUCUUCAAGAUGAUAGAAUGAUGAGAGGGUGAUGUGGUCUAAAGAUGCCCCGGUACUCCGUGGCAAAGCUAAUGAAGACCAAGUGGAUGUCAACCGUCCUCGAGCGACUCACACGAAUUCAUAAUCAACGUCAUCAUCGUCAUUGAGUGUACCUAGCUGAAGUACGAAAAUCAAAAUGCAUCUCCACGCGCAUCUACUCUUUCAAUGUACAGUCCUCAUC